CGGGGUCCCUCUUUAUAUAAGCUCUCCUAGGGUUUACGUGCCCUCCUCCUCCACACACCACCCUCCCCCAUCCGCCGCCGCCUCCACCUCCACAGGGGAAGGAAGGGAGAAGGAUGUCGCACCGUAAGUUCGAGCACCCGAGACACGGAUCCCUCGGUUUCCUCCCCAGGAAGCGUUGCUCGCGCCACCGCGGAAAGGUGAAGGCUUUCCCCAGAGAUGACCAAUCCAAGAAAUGCCACCUCACUGCCUUCCUUGGCUACAAGGCUGGCAUGACUCACAUUGUGCGUGAGGUCGAGAAGCCUGGUUCCAAGCUGCACAAGAAGGAGACAUGUGAGGCUGUCACCAUUGUUGAGACACCCCCUAUUGUUAUUGUUGGACUUGUUGCCUAUGUGAAGACUCCUCGUGGCCUUCGUACUCUCAACUCUGUCUGGGCACAGCAUCUCAGCGAAGAUGUGAGGAGAAGGUUCUACAAGAACUGGUGCAAGAGCAAGAAGAAGGCCUUCACCAAGUAUGCGCUGAAGUAUGACAGUGAUGCUGGCAAGAAAGAAAUCCAGAUGCAGCUUGAGAAGAUGAAGAAGUAUGCUACUGUUGUCCGUGUUAUUGCCCAUACCCAGAUCAGGAAGAUGAAGGGGCUGAAGCAGAAGAAGGCUCACCUCAUGGAGAUCCAGAUCAAUGGUGGCACCAUUGCCGAUAAGGUGGACUAUGGUUACAACUUCUUUGAGAAGGAAGUCCCCAUUGAUGCGGUUUUCCAAAAAGAUGAGAUGAUUGAUAUCAUUGGUGUAACCAAGGGUAAGGGUUAUGAAGGUGUUGUGACACGUUGGGGUGUCACCCGCCUUCCCCGCAAGACCCACAGAGGUCUUCGCAAGGUUGCCUGUAUUGGUGCCUGGCAUCCUGCUAGGGUGUCCUACACUGUUGCUCGGGCUGGUCAGAAUGGAUACCACCACCGGACUGAGAUGAACAAGAAGGUGUACAAGAUUGGCAAGGUUGGACAGGAAACCCAUGAUGCCUCUACUGAGUUCGACAGGACCGAGAAGGACAUCACUCCCAUGGGUGGCUUCCCUCACUAUGGUGUGGUGAAGGCCGACUACCUGAUGAUCAAGGGAUGCUGUGUCGGGCCAAAGAAGCGUGUGGUGACCCUCCGCCAGUCCCUGCUGAAGCAGACCUCUCGUCUCGCACUGGAGGAAAUCAAGCUCAAGUUUGUCGACACCUCUUCCAAGUUUGGGCACGGCCGUUUCCAGACCACGGACGAGAAGCAGAGGUUCUAUGGCAAGCUCAAGGCUUGAGCUGCUGCGCAAUAUCAGUUGUGUCAUUUUGUCAAAACGAACAUGUGAUACCUUGUUACUUUCCCUGCCCUAAGUUUUGUAGCUGAUGUUUCCAGAAUCUAUCUUCUAUGAAUGUGUCAUGUGCUAUUGUUAUUGUGAUUUAGUUCUUGGAACCUAGAAUCAAACCUGGUUGCAAAUUAUGUGGAAUGAGUUGGCGGUUAACUAA
Hordeum vulgare subsp. vulgare (domesticated barley) is the source of this 1488-nucleotide messenger RNA. Its product is annotated as 60S ribosomal protein L3-like. Gene Ontology annotation, cellular component: cytosolic large ribosomal subunit; ribosome. Bases 114 to 1283 code for a protein of 389 amino acids. The record is from RefSeq and is a predicted model, not a curated record. Gene Ontology annotation, molecular function: structural constituent of ribosome; RNA binding. The transcript has 6 exons. Lineage: Eukaryota; Viridiplantae; Streptophyta; Magnoliopsida; Poales; Poaceae. Gene Ontology annotation, biological process: translation; ribosomal large subunit assembly.